GUUAAACAAGCAGCAAUGUGCAACAGAAAUUACCAUGGUGAUAGAGUAGAUGACCGUGUGAAGCGGUGUGAGAUGCAGCAAAGCUUGGUGACAUCGUCCAAGAUCGACAGGGAUGGCGGGUCACCUGCCGUGACGCUGUCGACGCUAUUGUCCAGUCCCGCAUGGAGCCUGUGGCGAAGCCCCUCAUUUGUGGCACUUGUGCGCGCAGUUUUCGUCGGCCACAGGAUAUUGCGACGCACAAGUGGAACGCUGUUCACGCGGCCCGCGCGCGCUGAGUAUGGCGUUCCCCGCCCGGUGGACAACACGUCUCCUGGUCUGCCCCGUAUGGGGCCACAUAGCCAGUCAUGGCAGUGGAAGAAGGAAGGAAGCUUUCACUGUCCAGGAGCGACACUGACUCGCACUGCUAUCUGGUGCUCACGAGGUGUUUGUCGCGCUGCAAACGGAGCGUCUCUCAUUAGGCGAUUUGAUCGCAGGACAAGAGAGGAGCUGAUGGACGAUCUCUCCAAUGUUCCACUUGGUUCGGAGCGGCGCCGAGUGCUGACGUUGGGACUUGGCCGGUGUGUGCACACCGCUAGCUAAACCGACCAACGGCUACUCCCAGGGCACAAACUAUUCUGCUGGAGGCAGCGUCGUCUUCGGCUGAAAUUCCGGAUACAACCUGCAGGGAAGCAUUGUGCGCAUCUGCCAGAUUGACGGUUCCUGGAGUGGGGCAGCUGCCUCAUGUAAUCCCAUUCAACUGCAGUGCCAGUCUGGCUACCUGCCCUGCCUGCGUUCCAGCCUGUGGCUGUAUCCUGCCAUCACAGCGCUGCGACGGUGUUUGGUACGACUGUGCUGAUGGCUCUGAUGCACAGUACUGCCCAGGCAAGGUCACACCAGCUCCAGGUCAAACCGACUGCCAGGUCCUGUCACCACCGGCACUGGGCUCAAUGACCGUGAACGGCUUGAUGUUCAGCAACACGACCACGUUUGUGUGCAGUCUCCCUAUGUCCUUAUGGGCUCGGCCGUGUGUACUUGUGAAAUCAACGGCCAGUGGAGCGGUGUGCAGCCAACUUGCGUCCUGACGACUGCUGCUCUGAGUGCGGCCAGUGACGAGCUAGUCAAGGACUCCGUCUCAGAACGCAUGACACAAACGUGUUAGCUCCUGCUCCAUGCCCAUUGUUGGAGCGACAGUCCUGGAAUCCAGAGUUGCAAGUGAGGUGGUGAUACGGCAAGCAGACGGUGGCAAAGUACGGCUUAAAAGCUCUACAUCUGGCAAGUGGCCGGCAUACCACCCCAAUGGACAUCGGAACAGUACACGUAGAGUAGCAUCUCUACGUGACAGGGUAUGAGCGCAAGCCAGUAUUGCCAAGCACUGGGGACCUUUGGCAAUCUGAAGAAUGUUUUGUCCGAGAAUCGAUCCUUGGAUCUGUGGCGUUGCAGUUGUGGUGCUCCCGACCCUCUUGCGCGAUGGCCGCGGAGACCUAGCGAAAAGGUUCGAGACAUACGGCAUCUCAAUAUCUUCCACCACAAUCAGUACAUCAGCACCACCAUCGAGUGUAGCGACAUCAGCAAUAGAAGACGCACAUGAUAUCAUCCACCCUUACGGCCUUAGCGAAGACCCGGGAAUACCUGAGAAGAUGUUAGCCGCAACUUUACUGGAAAAGUCGUCGGUGACAACGGCACUCCAUAUUUUAGCUGCAUGCAGUUAGGUCUCUCAACAAGUGUACCCAUAGUUUUCAAGCUAAUACACAAGCAAAUUCACUAGGGGCCGAGUAUAUUU
Messenger RNA from Sycon ciliatum, 1759 nucleotides. RefSeq lists its product as uncharacterized. The coding region runs from base 16 to 579 and encodes 187 amino acids. The transcript is spliced from 10 exons. The record is from RefSeq and is a predicted model, not a curated record. NCBI's taxonomy places the organism in Eukaryota, Metazoa, Porifera, Calcarea, Leucosolenida, Sycettidae.